AGAGGGCGGGAAUAACGGAUGGUUUGUGAAACUGAGGUAAAAGUUGGACAGCCGUCAGGAACGGAGAAGUCGGCCCAGAAGGAUUUCUGACCGUUACGGAAAUGUUGAGUUCAGAACUUGCUAUUAAAGUACUAAUGACAUGAAAUAUUGCUCUAGAGUCGCAUUUUCCUCUUUUGUUUUGAGUGGAUAAUUAACUGACACAUAAGUGGGACGGAAAAAUCAAUGAAUUCAGCGGGCGACUCACGAAAUCGUGGACACAAGAAGAAUGGAGGCAAAAAGGGAUUGGUGCAGAAAAGUGUCUCUCCUCAGACGUCCCUGAAUGACUCCCUGGAAGGGGAAGUUCGGGAAUUCCUCACAGAUGAAAGUCAGCUGCACACUUUUGAUGACCUUACCAAAGUCAACCCGGUGACUCCAACAACAGUGCUGAAAUGUCUGCAGGCCAGGUACAGCGCAAAGCUGUUUUACACACAGGCUGGCUGCACUUUGGUGGCUUUGAACCCCUUCCAGCAUCUUCCUGACCUUUACUCUUUGGACAUGAUGAAGCUGUACCACUGUGCUCCCCAGCCUCAGGAGUUCAAGCCGCAUAUUUUUAUCGUGGCAGAAGAGGCCUACAGGAACAUUCGGGACCAGCUGGAGCCACUAAACCAGUCCUUGGUGGUCAGUGGUGAGAGUGGAGCUGGAAAGACGUGGACGUCCCGUUGUUUGAUGAAAUACUACGCCACCGUGGCAGCCUCGUCUUCAGGGCUGAAGAGUCAGAACACAGUGGAGAGGAUUGAGAGGAGAGUGUUGGACUCCAAUCCCAUCAUGGAGGCUUUUGGCAACGCCUGCACGCUACGAAACAACAAUAGCAGUCGCUUUGGAAAGUACAUCCAGCUACAACUCAACAGUGGUCAGCUGUUAGUUGGGGCGUCAGUGCAGACGUAUCUGCUGGAGAAGACCAGGGUGUCCUGUCAACCCGCUGAUGAAAGGAACUUCCACAUCUUUUAUCAGAUGAUGAAAGGUGCCACCGAGGGCCAGAGGAGAGAAUGGGAGAUGCCACUUCACCAGAGUUUUGAUUGGCUGCCAAACUCUGAAAAACAAAUUGAAGAGGAUGAUUUUGAUGAAACUGUGGAGGCGAUGCUUCACAUGGGAAUCAAAGCAGAAACUCAGAGAUACAUACUGAGGAUUUUAGCUGGAAUUCUGCACUUGGGGAACGUGACUUUCUCCUCCUCAGGAGAAGAACAUCAGCUUUGUCAGCUUCCCGAAGAGGCUGAAGAGUCCAUGCAAACGGCUGCCAAGCUGCUCUCGGUUCCUGCUCAGGAGUUUCAGACGUGCCUGAGGGUGAGGACUCUGAAGGCGGGGAAACAGAGCCUCCUGAAGCCCUGCUCACAGACCGAGUGCCGUGUGAGGAGAGACUGCCUGGCCAAAACCAUUUAUGCCCAGCUGUUUGAAUGGCUGGUGUCGUUCAUCAACAGCAGCAUAUGUGCUGACAAAUCCACGUGGAGCAGUUUCAUCGGAGUCUUGGACGUGUACGGCUUUGAGUCUUUCCAUGUCAACAAACUGGAGCAGCUGUGCAUCAACUACGCCAACGAGAAGCUGCAGCAGCAUUUUGUUGCUCAUUAUCUCAGAGCGCAGCAGGACGAGUAUGUGUCAGAGGGGCUGCAGUGGUCCUUUGUGAAGUUCCAGGACAACCAGAGCUGCCUGGAUCUCUUGGAGGGAAGCCCUGUCGGUGUGUUUUCUCUUCUUAAUGAGGAAAGCCGCCUUAACCGAGCUUCAGACGCAAACAUGCUGAGGGUUCGGUUGGAGAAGGAGCUGAGUGAUAACCCCAACAUCAGCUGGGACAAAUUCAGCAGGGCGCCUCACUUUACGGUGGCUCACUAUGCAGGCAGAGUCAGCUACCAGAUAGAGGGCAUGGUGGAGAAAAACAAGGAUCCGGUACCAGUGGAGCUCAUCAGUCUGCUUCAGAAAUCAGACAACCCCCUGCUUUGUCAAAUCUUUGCUGACAGGGAAACGGAGAACCCAACGACCAGGGGGCUCGCUAAAGUCACGGUGGUCUCCAAGUUCAAGAACUCACUGGAGAACCUGAUGUCCAUCCUCCUCAACACAACUCCUCACUACACCCGCUGCAUCAAACCAAACCCCGACUGCAAACCGCUGACCUUCAAAAAAGAGGAGGUGAUCCUGCAGCUGGAGGCCUGUGGGAUUGUACAAACCAUUCAAAUCAGUGCUGCUGGAUUUCCAAUCAGAAUUCCUUUCAAAAGCUUCGUGCGGCGAUAUGGAUUGAUUUUGAAACAUUUAAAGAAAUCAGGAGGAAGCAGCGAUGAUUUGCAUGUUGACAAUGACAAGCCCCCCCAACAGGAAGUGGAGCAGCUCCUCAGCAUGGUGCUAAAUCAACGCUCCUGUGAUGAACGCUGUACAUUGGUGCAUUGUGGGAGGACUAAAGUCUUCCUUACUCAGGCAAUGCUAGAUGUGCUGGAGGAUCAUAGGAGAAACAUCCUGUCUCGCUGUGCCUUCUCCAUUCAGUGCUGCUGGCUACGAUACCAGCGUCGCAGACGCCGCGCCCGCCGGCAGUCAGCUACUUUAAUCCAAGCAGCUGUGAGGUCCUGGCUGGUCAGGAAACAGGUCCAGAGAUGGAACAGAGCAGCUGCAGUGAUCCAGAGCAGGUGGAAGUCCUGGAAGACUCUGUUAAAGUCCUUGGCCGAGGCUGAGCUUGACGGCGACUCAGACCUGGUGGAGAACGACGCCCGGCUGGUGAACCCUGCCGUUCGGGAGCGAGGCUCAGUCCAGCUCCCCAGUAUCCAGGAGCCGGUCACAGUGCGCGGGUGGCCCAUGGGCCUGGCUUUAGCCUCCGCUCCAUCCAUCACCGUGUCUUUGACCGCCACGGGCUUUCAGAAGUUGAUUUCUGUGGUGACGUCCCUCAACCUUCCCUCCAGGAGAGGAGAAUACAAGGUGGAGACCAACCAGUACAAGCAGGGGCUGGCCUCCAUUCGGGCUCAGCCUAAGGGAUCUGUUAAGCUGCACUAUCAGCGGUCGCCUCUUCUGUAUGCCAACACACAACCAGACCUGAAGAGUGACGUGACCGGCUUCAACGAAAUCCUGCUGGAGCAGACUCUGUGAGAACUUCCUCUGUAGGACCACCGUCAGCUAAUCUUAGGACAUCAAAACCACGCAUUUUGCCAAAACCCAGUUUUUGUCUCUUUUUAAACUGGGUCAGGCACAGAAAUGCAGUUUUAUGAAGUGUAAAGGCCCUCGAAUGUCCAUAAUGACGAACAUAGCCGAUGGUGUCUGCAGGUUUUUGUUUUAAACACGACACUGAGAAGCAGAAACUGGAGCCUGAUGAAGCUUCAAGCACUUUUAUUGAACGAAAGCCUCUCUUUACACAAAUCUGACAUUUCCAAUGUAGAUUCAAAGUGCCUUUUUUUUUUAAUCCACACUUUCACUACAACUAAGCUUUUAGUUCACGUAUUUAUGCUGAAGGAUUACUUCCUUUUUUUGGGGGUGUUUA
Messenger RNA from Oryzias latipes (Japanese medaka), 3484 nucleotides. RefSeq names its product myosin XIX (gene myo19). The record is from RefSeq and is a predicted model, not a curated record. Gene Ontology annotation, biological process: actin filament organization. Lineage: Eukaryota; Metazoa; Chordata; Actinopteri; Beloniformes; Adrianichthyidae. Gene Ontology annotation, molecular function: ATP binding; microfilament motor activity; actin filament binding. Gene Ontology annotation, cellular component: actin cytoskeleton; cytoplasm; membrane.